AUAAUUCAACCGCAUGGGCCUGUCCUUGGAGUCGGUCAUCGAUAAUAUGCAGGACGCGAUCUAAUUGUGUGAGACUUCGUCCUAUGAAAUGAAUGAUACCGAAAUUGCCUUUUCUCUAUGCUGUUCCCGGUCGAAAUUGGUGCAUAAAGUUGUUUUGUCGGCAUGAUGUGAAUAUUCUGGAAGCUCUUUUUCUGUGUAAGUAGAUGAGCUGAAAAAGGCUAUCAAUUAAGUGCAUGACAACAAGCCUCUAGGCCGCGAGGAGGAGGAGCGCGCUUUCUUUCCGUGUUGCGAAGAGCGGACCGUCCGGCUCCGACUGACACAACGUAAAAGAUGUUGUUUGCCGGUCUUCGGACUGCCUCGAGGCCGUCCGCAAAUUAUGUUCGCAAUUGCGCUUUCCCGAAUACGUUUUCAAGCACAAACGGCGCUUUCUUCCUGCAGAGGCAGGGAUUUUCAACCGUACAUCGCAGAGUAGCAGAAAAGCUCGCGAGUUUUCGAACCGCGCAGAGGAGAGCGAUACUACGACACAAGCCAGCAGCGAGCUCGUAAAACUAAGAAGUAGGAUAUUGAUCGCAAAUGAUGUAUGAUGCAUCCUAAUAAAGACUGAAGACGAAUUGAAAAAACGCAAGAUAAAGAGAGGAAUUAUCUCGUUUGCCAAGCAUAUUUUUUGGUUGAUUGGAAUACCUAGUCGAUGUACAAAGAGCGAGUGCUCUUCUAGCAUAAAGAUCCAAAAGCGCUUUUCAAAAUGGUUCCAUGACCACUAUCUAGGUCGCUCGUAUCGAUGAAGAAAGGUACAACCGCUCUUGGAGAGAAGAUAGCAAGUGGGGGCUUAUCAGGGGGUACUGUCUCAAUCUAUUUGGAGUCCAUUGAUUCAUCCAUUGACAAUCGCAUGAUUAUGGUAAUUUCCAUUCGAUGAAACCACGUCUAGCCUAGAAGAAAAAUACCGAUGUUAUGAUAUGAUUGAAGUGGAAGUGCUGUCUCAGGUUUUGCGCGGUUCUGGAAAAAGGACUUGCACUGGACGACGGGGUUGGGCGUGGCAGUCAUCGAAGAAUUCGUGUUGGGUCUUGUAGUGCUAGGACUAGCCUGUGGUGUACCGGGAAAUACGUCGCUAGCGAUUAUUGCCCUCGUCAGUGUGGUACGAGUUUUACUUACUUGUUGUUUGUUACGGUCUUAGAUGUACAAAAACAAGUUCUUGGUACUUACUUACAAUUCCUGAAGAAUGCCAUCCACUCUGAUCCUCGUUUGAACAAGAAUUACAACAGGUUGGAUUUUCAUGGGAUUUGAUCGGUGACUUGUCGCUUUCUGGUCUCAACCUUGGCAGUUGCGAACAAGUUGGGGUGGAAGUGUGCACGAUGAUUCAUUCCAGCCAUUGCCUUAUCGCUGCAACCUUUCUCACAUUCGCUGCCGGCAACUAAUGCGUUAUUUUGAAUGCAGCCUACCACAUCAUUUAUCCCAAUGAAAAACAUUUGUGACCACUUUUUCCAUGCUUUCACUCGCUGUUAGAUGUUGGAAAAGGACGCAAACAGUGGAAGUUUAAUGUUGACCAUUUACAAACAUGAUCACGGCUGCGUGAGGUAGCGUGCAAAAGAUUUCAACGUGCCGCAACGAUCCUCUUUCAACGCCGCGUAGGAUGUGGCGAUCUUAAAAACAUCAGUCAGCCAUAUUUAUUGAACUAACGAUGAAAGUGAGUCGGCAAGCGG
This is a messenger RNA of Amoebophrya sp. A25, 1697 nucleotides long. The record is from the annotation of a GenBank genome assembly. Lineage: Eukaryota; Dinophyceae; Syndiniales; Amoebophryaceae.